AUGAAGAUCAAUAUUGAUCUACUUAAAACAAUUAUACUUGGAACAAACCAUAAUGAUCUAACUACAACAACAACAACUCCACCAGAUUCAACAACAACAACAGCAGCACAACAAUCACCUAAAACCACUCAUAAAGAUAGAGAUAAAGAUAAGGAUAAGGAUAAAGAUAAAGAAAAAGAUAAAGAUAAAGAAAAAGAUAAAGAUGUAAAAGAUAAAGAUUUAAAAGAUAAAGAUAAAGAAAAAGAUAAAGAUAAAGAUGUAAAAGAUAAAGAUAAAGAAAAUCAUAGUAAUAAUAAUAAUGUAACAUCAACAAGUGGUAGUAAUAGUAAUAGUACAACAACAAGUACUACCACAACAACUAUUAAAUUUAAUGUAAAUAAUAAUAAAGAUGAUGAAGAUAGUUUAACAACACCACAAAAACCACAUAUACCGUUUGUACUGACGUCCACUCUGGUACCACUGUCGAGUUCGUUCUCACCGUCACCGGUUGGCUCUUCGAUUCUGUCGUCGUGUUCACCGAUUGCUUUCUCACCGCUAGCAAACAGCAUAGACUAUGACUCGCAACACUACAACGUGUCGUCGCCGCCCACCUCAAGUGUCACCUCUACACCAACAGGCUACAUGUCACCCCGCUCACCACACAACCAACAACAACAACAACACACAAACAGUCUAAACAACAGUGCAGUAAUAAAUAACCAAAAUAGUCAAAAUAACCAAAAUAGUCAAAACAACCAGAUAUCACCACCAUCCACAAAUAGAAGUAAUUCAAACAAUAACAAUAACAAUAGUAAUUCAAACAACAAUAACAACAACACUAAUUCUAAUAAUAAUAAUAGUAAUAAUACGUAUAAACCACCAAACCAUAACAGGCUGAAACAACGAACAUUGUUUGAGAAACUCUAUACAGAGUCAGGAUUUGCAUCGGCGAAGGCAUGGUACGAACGCAAUACACAGCUGACAGACUUUACUAUGGGUGAAUCUCAAUUUGUCAUACUACUACGCCAUCUCACUGAUUUCUCUACCUUUCAUGUUCUGGAUAUGUUUGAUGCAUUGGACCGUGAUGACAUUGGUGUCGUUGGAUUUGAGGAAUUCUUCCUUCUGGUAGCACUGUACGCCUCGCGCGAGUGUGGACAAACCACCAAAUUCCUCUACCAGCACAGUCGUGUAAUGUUUGAAAUUAUGGCUGCUGGUGGUGAUAGAGGUUUAAAUAAUAAUAACAAUAACAAUUUUGAUAACAAUAAUAACUAUAGUAAUAAUAAUAAUAUGAAAAAUAAUAGUAAUUUAAAUAAUAAUAGUAAUAUAAAUAAUAAUAAUAAUAGUAUAAAUAACAAUAAUAAUAAUAGUUUACAAAAUAAUAAUAAUAAUAAUAGUAAUAAUAUAAAUACAAGUUUAUUAGAAGAAUUAACUAUUAAUUUUCAUAGUUUCACCAAGUUUGCCAAGAUUCUCGGCAUUCCAGAAUAUCAAGUGUUAAACUCACUUGAACGAUUCAAUAUUGUAAUAUUUGAUCAGAUCAACUUUGAGAUGUUUCUGCUGUACUAUUUUGUAAUAUUAGAUGAAUGGGACCGUUCUUCGUACUCGUUUCUCAAGAUACUCUACCACGAUCCCGAUUACUCUGAGCCGAUAGUGCAGCGAUCUGGUACCGGUACCGUCAAUGACGACAACGCCAACUUUGACGGCAGCAGCAACAACGAUGGAAAACCACAACAGCAGCAACCAAAGCCAAUGUUCAACGAGGACUUCCUGCUGUGGCUCGACAGCAGUUCCGUCAAGCUGGACGAGCGUCACAAGCACUACAUCAAAGACCACCUACUGGAGCAUCGUAUCGUCAACUUUGAGAUCGCCGCCACUAUCACCGAGGAGGAAUGGCAGUUGAUUCUCGACAAAGUCACCACGCGUAAAAUAUUUUUGAAAGCACUCCAAGAGAAACUUUCAAGACUACGUACACCACAGAAACGUCCACUUUUAUCAAGAAAAUUAUUUAAUUUCCAAAGUAAUAAUAAUAACAACAAUAAUAAUAAUAAUAAUAACAAUAAUAACAGUAAUAAUAAUAAUAAUAAUAAUCCAAGUCCUGUGGAAAAUAAUAGCAACAACAAUAGCGAUAAGAGUAGUAGUAGUAAUAGUGGAAGUUGUGGUGUAGUCGAUAAGAAGUAUAGAAAGAGAUUAUCGAUUGCUAACAGGAACAACAAUAACAACACUAGAGGUAGCAUUAAUAAUAGUAACUGUAACAGUGACAGUGACAUCGAUAUAGAUAUAGCAUCUUCAUCUUCUGUAUCAAUCAAACUACCAGAGGAGAGAAAAGAUAGAAGCGGCAACUUUAGUCAAUUUAGAGGAAUAAUGAAUUCUACUAUAAAAAAAGUUUUGAAAACGGUAAAAAGGAUACUGGGGAGAAAAGAUGAUUCCGAUGAACCUAUAACUAGAAAUGUAUAUGCCAAUGAUCCAGAGAGAAAUCUAAACUAUCCGACCAAUGUUAUUAGCAAUACAAAGUACACGGCACUCAGUUUCCUGCCAAAGAAUAUUAUCGAGCAAUUUGGUCGACCUAUGAAUAUAUAUUUUCUUAUGAUUGGUGUUCUCCAGUUGUUUCCUGCGAUCACACCGGUCGACCCCAUCUCGACGUGGGGUGCACUCAUUUUCAUUUUCGCAAUCUCCGCCAUAAAAGAAGCGUAUGACGAUAUCAACAGACGUAGAAGAGAUCAUCAAGCAAACAAUAGAAUAUAUAAAGUUAUAAGAAAUAAUAGUAAUAAUAAUAAUAGUUUAAUAUCGAUAAAAAGUUCAGAGAUAGCUGUUGGUGAUAUCAUUUAUUUGGAGAAUGACUCUGAGAUACCGGCGGAUUUAGUGGUGUUGUCUACUUCCGAUGCCGAUGGUGUUUGUUAUGUUCAGACUGCCAAUUUGGAUGGUGAGACCGAUUUGAAGACGAGAAGUGCACCGGCUGCCACUGCCAAGCUGAAUAGCGUCGCCGAGCUGAACAAGUUCCGUGGCGUCAUUGAGUGUCCGCGACCCAGUGCCGAUAUCUACAAGUUUGAUGCGCUUGCUCUUGGUCGUGAUAUUCGGUGCGAUCGACUAUCAUUCGCCGUGGUACGAGUUCAUUAUUAUUCCUCUGCGUUUCCUGCUGUUGAAUUCCAUGAUGAUUCCGAUCUCGUUGAAGGUGACGAUCGACGUCGUCAAGUACUCGCGACCGACUCGUAUGCGGUGGCCAACAGCACUGCACUCAGCGAAGAUCUCGGUCAGAUCGAAUACAUCUUCACCGACAAGACCGGAACGUUGACAGAGAACGUAAUGCUCUUCUCGAAAUGUUCGAUAGACAACCAAAUCUACGGAAGAAACGGUAGUGCACUCACCGACAGCUCACUACAACAGCAAAUAGCAGACAACAAUCAUUCAGUAAUUGAAUUCUUUACGGCGCUAUCACUUUGUCACACUGUAUUAACAUCGAAUCAACCUAAUGGUGAUAUACAUUAUAAAGCAUCUUCACCAGAUGAAGAAGCAUUAGUCAAAGCAGCAUCGAUUUUAGAUAUAAAGUUUAUAGGUAAAACAUCUACAUCUCUAAAGAUACAGGUUAAAGGCGAACCAAGAGAAUAUCAACUACUUCAUUCAUUCGAAUUCAACUCUGAUCGUAAGCGUAUGAGUGUUGUCAUUAGAGAUACAAAAACAAACAUCAUUAAAAUCAUUACAAAAGGUGCAGAUGAUGUUAUUUUCCAAAGAUUGGUUAAAGAUGAUUAUCGUAAUUCAAUUGUACAUAUUGAAGAUUUCGCAUCUAUUGGUUUGAGAACUCUAUGUAUAUCAGAGAGAAUCAUCAAGGAGGAAGAAUACAACCAGUGGUUCACUAGAUAUUAUCAACCUGCAAGUGUAGCCAUACAGAAUAGACAACAACAGCUGUUUGAUACCUACAAUGUGUUGGAGUGUAAUCUAAGAUUGCUUGGUAUCACCGCUAUCGAAGAUAAGUUACAGGAUGAAGUGCCAGAGACUAUCUACGAUUUGCGACAGGCCAAUAUCAAAGUUUGGAUGUUGACAGGUGACAAGUACUCCACUGCCAUUCAAAUCGCUCACUCUUGCCACCUCAUCGGAAAGGAAUGCAAGAUAUUCACCGUUGGAAAGCCGGUCGCCCAGAACGACGACGGUAAAACCGGUGCUGACACUAAGCUGUCUGCACGUGACGUUUUAGAUUCCAUAAUAGAAAUACAUGAUAUUAUAAAAUCAUCAACAGAACAACAUCAACAACAAAUAUAUAAUAAUGUCACAGUUGUUAUUGAAGGUCAUGUGUUGGGAUUGGCAAUGACACAUGCAGAGAAUCAUUUGUUGGAAUUGACAAAGUUGGUGUCUUCUGUUAUCUGUUGCCGUGUGACACCCAAUCAAAAGGCAAUGGUUGUACGAAUGGUGAAGAACACUGGCAAGAUAUGUCUGUCGAUUGGUGAUGGUGGAAACGAUGUGUCGAUGAUCCAAGAAGCGAAUGUCGGUGUCGGUAUUGCUGGACGCGAAGGUCUGCAAGCGUCGCGUGCUGCCGACUACUCAGUGGCGCGUUUCAAAUUCCUGAGAGAUCUCAUCUUUAUACACGGACGUUACUCCUACUUGAGAACCAGUUUCGUUGCCAACUACAGUUUCUACAAAUCGCUAUUCAUUUGCUUCAUUCAGAUAUUGUAUCAGCUGUUCUCUGACUUUGCCGGUACAUCGUUCUUCAACACGUUCUCGCUCACCACCUACAACAUUGUAUUCACCGGUCUGCCCAUUGUCGGAUUCAUCCUGGAUAAGGAUCUGCCAGAGUCCAUUCUCAGAAGGAAUCCAUUCCUCUAUACACAGAGCCAAGAAGAUGCAGAAUCCGACACUGGUGCAAAUGGUCAAUCAAAUCAGAAAGCUAUCGAGCGGACAGCUUACACAAAUCAAACCACAGAAGUCAUUGAGCUGGUGGUUGUCGACGACGAUCACGACUACGAUCACGAAUCUACAGCCGACAACAAACCGACCUACGAAAAAGAAAGACUACUCGGUAUCUACAGCGACGAAGAAGAAUGUAUCGAUGGUGAAGGUAGCAGUUCUCUAUUAAACAACGAAGACGAUCUACAUGAAGAAGAACAACUGGAAUCAUCUCCAUUACUUAUACAGAAAUAA
This is a messenger RNA of Heterostelium album PN500, 5103 nucleotides long. RefSeq lists its product as uncharacterized. Gene Ontology annotation, cellular component: plasma membrane. Gene Ontology annotation, molecular function: magnesium ion binding; ATPase-coupled intramembrane lipid carrier activity; ATP binding. The transcript is spliced from 11 exons. The record is from RefSeq and is a predicted model, not a curated record. Bases 1 to 5103 code for a protein of 1700 amino acids. Gene Ontology annotation, biological process: phospholipid translocation. Lineage: Eukaryota; Evosea; Eumycetozoa; Acytosteliales; Acytosteliaceae.